ACAAAAAUUCCCUACAAAUUUUCCACUGUUAACAGAACCUUAUAAAGUUUAUAAUAUAAACUGAAGACAUAAAACUUCAUAAGACCUCCCAAAAUGUCUUGCUUUAAAGAUGGAAAAUACUACGCCCUCAUAUCUUCUCCCAGUGGGGAUACGAAGAUUCUGAUGGGCCUUACAGAGCCAGAGGUCAUGUUUUACAAUAUUCGUACCAGCGCCAAAAAUUUUGGAAUCAAAGGCGGAUAUUUAUUGAGUGCUGAGUAUAAUGCAAUCCUCGCAAACGAAAUUGCAAUUCGCCAUGCGCUGAUGGAAAACCAUACGAUUAUAGUGGCGGAAUCCGCGAACCAAUGCACAAUCAGAGAGAAAAGUAUGGACUCUGACUUGGAACUCACUACUGAUGAGAGGAAGGCGUUCAAGCUGUUUCUGAAGGCGUUUGUGAAGGGGGAAGUCAUUUCGAAGGCCCCCCAAGCAGCACAGUUAGUGUCUGAAACCGAAUUGGAAUGAAAUUCCCAGAAUAUUAAUAACAAUAAAAGAGAAGAUUGUUAAAAAAAAUA
Messenger RNA from Drosophila persimilis, 548 nucleotides. RefSeq lists its product as uncharacterized. The record is from RefSeq and is a predicted model, not a curated record. The coding region runs from base 94 to 498 and encodes 134 amino acids. The transcript has 2 exons. Lineage: Eukaryota; Metazoa; Arthropoda; Insecta; Diptera; Drosophilidae.